Telopea speciosissima is the source of this 1946-nucleotide messenger RNA. RefSeq names its product 70 kDa peptidyl-prolyl isomerase-like. The transcript has 13 exons. Bases 29 to 1840 code for a protein of 603 amino acids. Lineage: Eukaryota; Viridiplantae; Streptophyta; Magnoliopsida; Proteales; Proteaceae. The record is from RefSeq and is a predicted model, not a curated record. Gene Ontology annotation, molecular function: protein binding; peptidyl-prolyl cis-trans isomerase activity.
GAGAGAGGGAGAGAGAGAACCUUCUGGCAUGGCAGUGGACAAAGAUACCCAACUCUCAAACAUUGAGGACGAGGACGAACUCGACGAAGAACCUGGCGAGGUGAUCGAAUCUGCACCCCCUCUCAAGGUAGGAGAGGAGAGGGAAAUUAACAGCUCUGGGUUGAAGAAGAAGCUCAUCGUGCUCGGCCAUGGAUGGGAAACUCCCGAUUUCGGCGACGAAGUUACUGUUCACUACCUAGGUACUUUACUUGAUGGAACCAAGUUCGAUUCCAGCAGAGAGACAGAGGGCCCUUUCACUUUCAAGCUUGGUCAUGGUCAAAUUGCGUAUGGUUUGGAUCAUGGCAUAAUUACUAUGACAAAAGGAGAACUGGCAUUGUUCACAUUACCUUCUGAUUUGGGUUGUGGAGCCACGGGUGUACCCCCAAAUUCUGUUGUUCAGUUCGAGGUAGAACUCAUCUCUUGGAUCACAGUGGUGGACAUAUGCAAGGAUGGCGGAAUUAUCAAGAAAAUUUUGAAGAAAGGGGAGAGAGAUGAGCAACCUGGCGACUUGGAUGAGGUUAUGGUGAAGUAUGAGGUGGGGCUUGCUGAUGGAACAAUUGUUGCUAAAACGCCUGAUGAAGGAAUGGAGUUUUAUGUGAAUGAUGGUCAUUUCUGUCCAGCAUUGUUGAAGGCACUCAAGACCAUGACAAGAGGAGAGAAGGCCAAUUUAAUGGUUCAACCACUCUAUGCCUUUGGGGAGCAGGGGAAAGAUGCUGAAGAUGGAUUUCCUGCCAUACCCUCGAAUGCUGUGUUAAGCAUUGAUCUUGAGUUGUUAUCUUUCAAGCCUGUUGCUGAUGUUACUGGUGAUGCCAAGGUUUUGAAAAAGAUUUUGAAGGAGGGAGAAGGCACUAUCACAGCAAAUGAAGGGGCAGCUGUGACUGUUAGGUAUACAGCUAGGAUGGGAGAUGGUACCACAUUUGAGAGAAAAGGCUUUGACGGAGUGGGGACAUUGGAAUUUUUAAUAGAUGAAGAACAAGUGAUUCCUGGAUUAGACAGGGCAGCAGCAACAAUGAAGAAGGGUGAACUGUGCAUUGUGACAAUAAAUCCUGAAUAUGGAUUUGGAAGUGUUGAAGUUAAACGGGACCUUGCGGUUGUUCCUCCAUCUUCAACUGUGUUUUAUGAAGUAGAAAUGCUAGACUUUAUUAAGGAGAAAGCACCUUGGGAGAUGAAUAACACUGAGAAAAUUGAAGCAGCUGGGAAGAAGAAAGAGGAGGGUAACAUAUUGUUUAAGAGUGGGAAGUAUCAAAGAGCAGCAAAAAGAUAUGAGAAGGCUGCAGAUUAUAUUAGUGAGGAUUUUACCUUUGGGGAUGAUGAACAGAAGCUCGUCAAAGCUUUAAGAGUAUCUUGCUGGUUGAAUCAUGCUGCAUGCUGCCUUAAACUAAAUGAUUUCCAGGGAGCGAUAAAGUUAUGUUCAAAGGUACUAGAUGUUGAGUUCCACAAUGUAAAGGCUUUGUACAGACGGGCACAAGCUUAUAUGGAAACAGAAGAUCUGUACUUGGCAGAAUUGGACAUCAAGAAAGCCCUAGAGAUUGAUCCUGAGAACAGGGACGUUAAAAAAGUGCAGAAGACAUUGAAGCCACUUCAGGCUGAGAGCAACAAGAGAGACGCAAAACUUUACACCAACAUUUUUGCACAUAUGUGGAAGGACGAUACUGUGGUAGCGAAGAGACUGAAGGUUGAGAGAGUAGAGGAUGAGGAAAGGAAUGAAGAGGUCAUGGCAAAGGACAUGGAAGAUGGUGCAGUUGGCUUUAGUUCAGCUCCUGCUAAUGAAAUAGCAAUGGAUUCAUGUACUUCUCCUUAGGCAUAAGAUGCUAAUGGGUAGGAUUUCCAUAUUGGAAGGUGAGGAUUGGAUUGCAAUGAAGACUAUGAGGAUUGAAGCAAGUUCAACUCCACCUAUAAAUGGAUGG